Messenger RNA from Oncorhynchus kisutch (coho salmon), 875 nucleotides. RefSeq names its product mitochondrial ribosomal protein L18 (gene mrpl18). Gene Ontology annotation, biological process: translation. The coding region runs from base 173 to 757 and encodes 194 amino acids. Gene Ontology annotation, molecular function: 5S rRNA binding; structural constituent of ribosome. The transcript has 4 exons. Gene Ontology annotation, cellular component: ribosome; mitochondrion. The record is from RefSeq and is a predicted model, not a curated record. NCBI's taxonomy places the organism in Eukaryota, Metazoa, Chordata, Actinopteri, Salmoniformes, Salmonidae.
AGGAAGUGGUCCAUGCAAAGUGUCAAAGAUGGCGGCACACAUGUCAAGGCGAAUGCUGCUUAAAUAAUAUACAAAAUUAUACUGUUUUCUCUAUGAUAUGAGUCGCUAAAGUGGAUAAUCAAGUAUAGACUGCACGUUAUUACUCAUAUAUGACCACAUAAGGAACGAGAGGAUGGCAGUUUUGGGUGAUUUAAAUCGAACGGUGCGGUUAUUACUAGGUCAAAUUCAAAGGUGCGGGCAGAGUGGGUCUGCAAUCAACCAAUAUCAGAAAUCGGUGCGUUGUAUGAGCCUGGCGGCGCCCAAGCUUCAGCCCACUGUAGAUGAUAAUGAAGCCGUGAGCCCGACAUUUGUGAACAGAAACCCGCGGAACCUGGAGCAGAUGGCUCUAGCGGUGAAGGACAGGGGCUGGAGAACAACCUGGCCCUCCCAAAAGUUCUACCACAGGUUAGUUUUCUCUCGCUCCCAGCACUAUGUAACAGCUGAGGUGUUUGCCAACGGUGAUGCAGUCCCUGUGCUGUCGUGUUCCACCAAAGAGUGGGCCCUGAAGCGUGAGCUGGGUUCUACCCGUUGUGUGGCAGCCAGCCAGGCUGUGGGUGAGGUACUAGCACAGAGGUGUCAUCAAGCUGGCAUCACUAGGAUGGUGUACAGACACAUCCCCUGGCAGUAUCGCUCUGAUGCUGUUCAGUCUUUCCGGACAGCAAUGAAAGAGGGAGGAGUCACCCUCAGUGAACCGCGGCAGAAAUUCAUCGGGAACUAACUGCAAAGGUUCCUAAUAGCCUAUAAAGAAAUAUUCUCCCUGUUUGUCUUGACACAAAUGGCCCAUUUUCAAUUUUAUUUACAUUGUGUUAUUCAAUAAAAAAAGGCAGACAAAUUAA